UCUUCAGUUUUUACUUUAAUAAAUAUGGAUUGAUAUGGAUGUAAACAAACUUUUUCCAUGGGGUAGUCAGUAGUCUUUUUUCUUCCAGUGCUGGCAUUUGAACCCUUAUGCAUGAUAGGUAACUGUUCUGCACUGAGCUACACUCCAUUUCCUGGAGUCUUUAGUGAUUUUAAGAAUAUAGAGGACUUGAGACACUGCCCCUAAUCACCCUCAGAAUACACCUUCCCACAUCAAACACAUUCACCAUUUUUGCCACUUGAAAGUUCUGUUUCUUGUGUUUUAUUGCACUUCUGUGGCUUCUUUGAUACCCUGAAUCUAGAAAUGUUAACUUUUCAUGGUCAUUUUGACUUUAGGGAAGAGCUAGAAUGCAUACGAUGUCUGAUCCCAUGACUAAGGUAAUUGAGGAGACAACUAAUGCUUUUACAAGCCUGCCUUUCUUUAGACCGUACUCAGCAGCAGUUUAACUGUUUUUGAUUCUACCUUGUAAGGACAGAGAGUACAGAACCUUCAGAAAGUGGCAAGAAUGAUGGGAUAGGUGUAUUCAAGGCAAGGGGGAAUAAUGGCAAUGUAUCUUAUAAAAUAAAAUUUUAAAAAAAUUAAACAUUUGUACAUUUUUAUCACUAGUGUCGUAGGUGUCAUGCGUCAAAGAAAAUGCAUUAAAACUGGUUUUAUUUUUUUUCAACCUUUUCGGUGUAGCUGCUAGAGAAUUUAAAAUUGUAUAUGUGGUUCACGUUAUUUUGGAAAUAUAUUUACAUUUUUGGUCCAUAAUAUAUAGUUCAUUGUUUGAACUCUAUACUUUGUUCUUGGGUUCAUAGAUAUACUUUGGAGAGAGCUCAUAGUUUUCAUCAUAUUUUCAAGCAAGUAUACUACUGUAAAAUCUAUAAACUCCUUCCCUGAACUGUUGCUUGUUUGUACUGGGGUACUGUUACUAGACUGAGUAUCUGCGCGUGUACCUAUGUGGGUGAAAUCUGUGUUGAUGGAGUGGUUGAGGUUGUAGUGAGAGGUGCUCUUGGUUUUUGAAAUGGAAACCUCAGUGAAUGCUUCCAUAGAAAUGGUUUCAUAGAGCAGUGAUGACAAACCUUUUGGAGCUUUCAGUGGUACAUACAGCCUGCUGCAGUAUGCGUGACAUAGGUUCGCCCCCACUGCUAUAAAGAAAUAUUAGGUAUUAUUGCUUUGUUAAUACUAAACUGCAGGUUGACCUAAAAACCUAAUUAUCACAUAUAAGGUGGUUUCUGUGGGAAAAUAUUCUGAAUGUCAAAAGUAGACUUACAAGUUAUCAGAACAAAAUGUACUACUAAAUUGAGGAUUUCAUGCAUUUUAUGUUGGGAGUUUGAUCAAAUGAGUGACUUCCUUAAUUUAGCAUUCAUGGGGUUUGAAAGGUUUUGAGGUAGUAAACAGUCUAAAGAUAAAGCUACUUGUUUAUUUGUUAUCUUUAAUUAUAAGUGGCACUGUAUAAACAAGCCACUGAAUUGGAGUUCCUGUGAAUUUAAGUGGUGUUAUGUAUAUUUUGAGUAGGUCCAUGAUGCUUUGUGAAUGUAGUAAAUUCUUUACUUACGUGGUCAGUUUUUAUCAAAAAGGCUUCCUUGAACAAUGACGUUUUAAGGCCUGUUUAAAUGGAUUCACUUAAGCUGGCUAUAGUGGUGCACACCUGUAAUCCCAGCACCUGGGAGGCUGAGGCAGAGGAUUAGGAGUUCGAGGCCUUAGCUAUGUAGGGAAUUCAAGUCUACCCUGGACUACAUACAGCAAGACCCUGUCUCAAAAAAUCACAAAUAAAAUAAAACCCCAUAGAGCGGUAGAGUUUCUUACCCAAGAGCUUGAUUGUAUUCAUGCUUGACUAAGUACACAAAACUACCAUUAUGGUCUUUUGGGUAAAAUAGAGUCUAAUGUAAACCUGUACUUUGCUACGUUCAGCACAGCUCUCAAAGUUCCCUGAGGGAAGGAUGGCAGAAGGACAGUGAGAGGAUGCAGACAUAAAGGUGGAUUCUCCACAGUUUUCCUAGUGCGAACUCAUGGUGGAAUCCGAUGUGCAUUGAAGCGAAUGUAUGUCAAUAACAUGCCAGACCUCAACAUCUGCAAAAGGGAAAUUACAAUUAUGAAAGAGCUAUCUGGUCACAAAAACAUCGUGGGUUAUUUGGACUGUGCUGUUAAUUCAAUUAGUGAUAAUGUAUGGGAAGUGCUUAUUUUAAUGGAAUAUUGUCGAGCUGGGCAGGUAGUGAAUCAGAUGAAUAAGAAGCUGCAGACAGGUUUUACAGAGCCAGAAGUGCUACAAAUAUUCUGUGAUACCUGUGAAGCUGUUGCAAGGUUGCAUCAAUGUAAGACCCCAAUCAUUCACCGGGAUCUGAAGGUAGAAAAUAUUUUGUUAAAUGACAGUGGAAAUUAUGUACUUUGUGACUUUGGCAGUGCCACCAAUAAAUUUCUUAAUCCUCAAAAAGAUGGAGUUAAUAUAGUAGAAGAAGAAAUUAAAAAGUAUACGACUCUGUCAUACAGAGCCCCUGAAAUGAUCAACCUUUAUGGAGGGAAACCCAUCACCACCAAAGCUGAUAUCUGGGCCCUAGGAUGUUUACUAUAUAAACUUUGUUUCUUCACUCUUCCUUUUGGUGAGAGUCAAGUUGCUAUCUGUGAUGGCAGCUUCACCAUCCCGGACAAUUCUCGAUACUCCCAUAACAUACACUGCUUAAUAAGGUUCAUGCUUGAACCAGACCCAGAGCAUAGGCCUGAUAUAUUUCAAGUAUCCUAUUUUGCAUUUAAAUUUGCCAAAAAGGAUUGUCCUGUUUCCAACAUCAAUAAUUCUUCGAUUCCCUCAGCUCUUCCUGAACCGAUGACUGCUACUGAAGCAGCUGCUAGGAAAAGCCAAAUGAAAGCCAGAAUAACAGAUACCAUUGGACCAACGGAAACCUCAAUUGCACCAAGACAAAGACCAAAGGCCAACUCUACUACUGCCACUCCCAGUGUGCUGACCAUUCAGAGUUCAGCAACUCCUGUGAAAGUCCCUGUUCCUAGUGAAUUUGGUAACCACAGACCAAAAGGAGCCUUGAGACCUGGAAAUGGUCCUGAAAGUUUACUGGGGCAGGGUCCCCCUCAGCAACCACCACAGCAGCACAGAGUCCUCCAGCAGCUCCAACAGGGCGACUGGAGGUUACAGCAGCUUCAUUCACAGCAUCGCCAUCCUCACCAGCAGCACCAGUUACUUCAAGAUGCUUACAUGCAGCAGUACCAGCAUGCAGUGCAGCAGCAACAGUUAUUUCAACAACAGUUUUUAAUGCAUCCAGUAUAUCAGCCACAACCACCACCAUCACAGUACCCUACAGUGAUGCAGCAAUAUCAGCAGGGUUUCUUACAGCAGCAGAUGCUAGCUCAGCAUCAGCAGUCUCGACAGCAGGCAUCACCGGAAUAUCUCACCUCCCCUCAAGAGUUCUCACCAGCUUUAGUUUCUUACACUUCAUCACUUCCAGUUCAGAUCGGAACCAUCAUGGACUCCUCUUACAGUGCAAAUAGGUCAAUGUCUGAGAAAGACACAGUUGGAAGUUUUACAAAUCAGAAGAAUGUCAGUAACCCACCUGAUAUGUCAGGAUGGAAUCCUUUCGGAGAGGAUAAUUUCUCCAAGUUAACAGAAGAGGAAUUGUUGGACAGAGAAUUUGACCUUCUAAGAUCAAACAGGCUCGAGGAGAAAGCAUCCUCAUAUAAGAAUGUAGACCCACUUUCUGCUCCAUGUACCCAUCCUCCAGAAGAUCCUUUUGGUUCUGUUCCUUUCAUUUCUCAUUCAGGUUCUCCUGAAAAGAAAGUUGAACAUUUAAACACAAAUCAAGAUGUUAACACUGCAUACCCUAUUAGGAAUGGUAAAGCAAGUCCAAUACCUAAAGAUCAGCAGAUUGGAAAGAAAAUUUCAGAGAAUUCGUCAGUACAGGAUCGAAUGCAAAAGGGAAAUGACGACUCUGAAAGUGAUUUUGAAUCGGAUCCCCCUUCUCCUAAGAGCAGUGAAGAGGAAGAGCAAGAGGAUGAAGAAAUUCAGGGAGAACAAGGAGAUUUUAAUGAUGAUGAUACUGAACCAGAAAAUCUGGGUCAUAGGCCUCUCCUCAUGGAUUCUGAAGACGAAGAAGAAGAAAAACAUAGCUCGGAUUCUGAAUAUGAGCAGGCUAAAACAAAGUACAGUGGCAUGAGUCCUGUCUGCAGAGACAAACUGGGGAGUGGACCCCAAGACCCUAUUGCAGCAAUCUUCACUCCAGUUCACUUAGCCGUUGAUGCUGGAGUGGACACUCACAAACAGGAGUUUGAUGUAUUUGGCGCUGUCCCCUUCUUUGCAGUUCACACUCAACAAUCCCAGCAAGGAGAGAAUGAAAAGAACCUCUCUCAACAGACAUUUCCUACUGUAGGGCUAGAGCAAGAGGAGUUUGAUGUAUUCACAAAGGCACCCUUCGGCAAGAAAGUAAAUAUACAGGGUUGCCCUGUAGCGGGGCCCAAGGCACACACUCUGACCAGUUGUCCCAAAAGUGUAGAUAUAUUUGGCUCCACUCCCUUUCAGCCCUUUCCCACAUCUGCAAAUAAAAGUGAAAGCAAAGAGGACCUUUUUGGGCUUGUGCCCUUUGAGGAAAUAACUGGGAGUCAGCAGCAAAAAGUCAAACAGCGCAGCUUACAGAAACUGUCCUCUCGCCAAAGGCGCACGAAGCAGGAUGUGUCCAAAAGUAAUGGCAAGCGGCACCAUGGCACACCAACUAGCACAAAGAAGACUUUGAAGCCUACCUACCGCACUCCAGAGAGGGCUCGCAGGCACAAAAAAGUGGGCCACCGAGACUCUCAAAGCAGCAAUGAGUUUUUAACCAUCUCAGACUCCAAGGAGAACAUUAGCAUGGCGCUGAAUGAUGGGAAAGACAGAGGCAGUGUCCUACAAUCUGAGGAGAGUCUGUUGGACCCCUUUGGUGCCAAGCCCUUCCAUCCUCCAGACCUGCCGUGGCACCAGUCACACCAAGGCCUGAGUGACAUCUGUGCUGAUCACAAUACCGUCCUGCCUGGGCGGCCAAGGCAGAACUCGCUGCAUGGGUCAUUCCAUAGUGCCGAUGCGUUGAAAAUGGAUGACUUUGGUGCCGUGCCCUUUACAGAACUUGUGGUGCAAAGCAUCACGCCACAUCAGUCCCAACAGUCCCAACCAGUUGAAUUAGACCCAUUUGGUGCUGCUCCAUUUCCUUCUAAACAGUAGAUACUUCUGAUGGAUUCUUGGCAUUAACUCCUGUUUCAAAAGAGUAUGAAUAGUUUUAUGAAUUUUAAAGAAAAUUUAUUUGUAAAGCUCUUUAUAUCAUUCAUUCUUACAAGUUAAUCCAGAUAGUGAUUUUUAAAUAAACCAAAUAGAAAAAAGAAGUCUCCCUACAGGGUAGUAACUGGAUGCUUCUUCCAAGUAGGAGAAAAAGGAGCUGAAUUCUGAAUUGAUAGCUCUGAUGGCUUUCUGGUGCUGACACUGGGACACAGAAAUGCAAGAGGGCACUUGCAGGGAAAGCUCAUAGCACCUUUGCAAGUGUGCAGUCACUGCAAAGGGACAGGAAAGCUGUGUCAUUAUUCUUGGUAUCAAAGUGUCACUUAGUGCAUAUCUAGGUUCAUUCCAGACACAGCAUUUAAAAGUAGGCUAAUCUGUACAUACAUUACAUUUGUGAAUUUUCACACAAUGAAAACAACCUAGCUUGGAAAGAAUGAGGAAGAUAACUAUUUGGACAGUGUAGAUGUCAGUUCAUAUUCAUUUCUCUACAAAGCAGAGCCAGAAGUAACUAUUGUGCCUAAAAAACUGUUGCAUUUUAAAAACAAGUGCCAUUAAUAUGGAAUAUCUAAUGAUAAUUAUGUGAUUAUAUAUAUGUUGAUUAGCUUAAUUUUGCCCUUCCACAACAUACACAUAUUUAAAAAUAUGUUGGUAUACACAGUUUUUGUCAAUUAAGAAAUUAAUUUAAAAAAUACAGAAUAAUAGAAGCCUAGAACAAAAAUGUAGAGAAAUAUCUGGCAUUUGAAACAAAAUGAUACAAAGAAUGAAAAAACAUUCAGUACUUUACAUUUUAUGUUGUUUUUAAGUUGCCUCUUGCCAAAACCUUUUAUCAUGUCCCUAGUAAAGCAGAUACUGAAAAAAAAAACCUGAGGAAUAAAGGGUACAUGGAAAUUUUCGGAGAAAAUGUAGUUGAAACCCUGAAUUUUAAAGAUGUUUACAGUGUCAAAUCAUGUUGUUUUAAAUAAUGUGCUUUAUUACCAGCUUCAUCAUAUGUUCCCCAAGUCAUGAGCAACAAUUAGCUUCUUUCGAUUUGGAGGUUGGGGUGGUUUUAAUAAAGUACACAGAGCAGAUACCCACAAAGCCUUACAGGCAGGACUGAUUCCUGCUGUAAUUACCUCUGCCCUGGCGCCAGACCUAAAAAUGGAGUGACAAAUGAGAGGGCAAGGGCUAGCAUCUGAUUCUGCUACUACAUGGCCUUUUUUUUUUUUUCCUUUAAACACCACAAAUCCUAAUUAGGAACUUGAGAUUUUAUAGAAUUUAAUGAUAGUAAUUACAUAUAUGGAUUAAUGUGAACACGGUAUCUAAGCUUUCUGUAUGUUAUUAACUGUCUUUCACUAUCAGCUUAACAUUUGGAAGUUUCUAGAACUGUAAAGCUAUUUACAAAGGGGGGGACUUUUCAACUCAUUCUCCUUGGUUGCUAUAUUUUAAAUUAAUUCUUUGCACCCAAUUAAAAUGUAUUUUAUGAAUAAUCUUAGUAGAAUCACAAUUAUAAUACCUUAACAGGAUAAGUUACUUGUCUGUUUUCAGUUCUGAACUUGAAAGGAAGCAAAGUAUAGUUCACUUUGGAUUGCUUCCUUUUGUUCCCUGUAUGGUAACUCAGAAAUUUGUGGGGGGGGGAAGAUCCAUGAAUCACAGUGCAGCAGAGGCUGACCAAGCAGUAUAUUACUACUCACAAUUGCGCUUUUAGAGCUGUACUGCACCAGUUGUUCUGUGCCAAAGGUAAAUAUGUUUGCACCUUUUUUUUCCCUCCCAAUUCUCAGGUUAAUACUGCUAAUGCAAAUGUUCAAGUAGAUGUUCUUUAAAAAGUCAAGUGGAAAUUCAUGAAGUAUAGUAGGUUUGUAUCAAAUUUUUAAAAUGGAAACCUGUUGGUUAAUGUGUACACAAUAUGCUUGACUAUUAACAAUCGUUGGUCUGUGCUAGACCUCAGGAGUUUAUCAUUUAGAAGGAGAGCUGAAGUAAUGAGGUCUCCAUGGGAAAAAAAUACCUAAUUUUACUAGCUUUUCAGUACACUGAAUAAUUUUAAAUAAUCCAGACACCAAUAUAUGUAGACCUUUUGGCUUACAUUGUUGGAUAAAUUCUAAGGAAACAGCUCUGCCACAAUUUAAAAUAUUUACUGUCUUGCUUUUUGUAGCAUAUCCUGUUGAUUUUCCUCUUCAGAGAUUGUUGCUUGGGGGAAAGAUCUAGGAUUGUUCAGUGAGAUAGAAAUGGGAAAAUUCUUUUGUUUUGAGGCAUUUUCCUGAAGAACAAAGAUACACACUUUACAUUUUCACUCAUCACCUCCCCCUAACAUGGUCAACGUGUCACAGCUUGUGGCCUAGGUAAUUUCUUUGUGACAGUUAAGCUCCCCAGAUACGGGAAAGCAUUUAACAUAGUACCUGGCACACUGUGCUCAGCAAAAGUUUGGCACUAUUUUGGGAUUAUUUUCCUAUGUAGAUAAGCCCUGUGCCCUCAGGAUGCAUUGUAGUCCUAACUCUACACCUGCUAUACUUGAACAUCACUAAGAGAAGUAAUAUGAAGCUAGCAAAAAUCUGAGGCCAAAGUUGUUUUCUAACAGCUUUAAUAGUGCUUGAUUUUUAAUUACCUUUUAAAAAAUAGACCAUUUGCUUAACGAUCCUAGUAUCACCUCAAUACAAUGUUAGUAUUAAGAAGAUUUAUGCAAAUUGAGGACAUUAUGCAUUAAGACACAAAAAUUGGACAAAAAAAAUAGGAGAAGAUGCAGGUGGGUGAAAACGUAACUGAUUAGAACAUUCAGAAUUGCAGCCCUCCACCAUCUGUGGUUUUGUGUAUAUGGAGCAUAGUUAGGACAUCAUCUGGACUUGCAGAUAGGUGUAGCUUUGGAUAUGACCCUGUGUAUUGUUUUUAUUAGCAGUGAUACUGCUGUUCUUGUUAUGCUGGCAGAAGAGACAAAAGUGGAGCUCACUUUUCUGUGCUGGUGUUCAUCAGGAAGAGCAAUUCUCUUCCUCAGCUACUCUGCUGGGUUUGGUUUUUAGGUUUGGUACUUCACAUAAGCACUGUUAGAAGGUACAAAUGUAUUAAUAUCACUAGAUCUGAGGAGUUUGGGUACAUUUGUUUUAAUAUAUGUAGAAUGUAAGGUUUUUUCCUCUUUUUGGCAAAACUACUCUUACCAUUUUAGGUCCAAUUAUUGAGUUGACAGUCUACUGUGAGAAUUAGAUGACAUAUCUACUGUGAGAAUAACAAAUGAUAGUUUAUUUGAAAACUUUUAUACUCAGUAGUGUUUUAUGUUUUGAUUAAAAAUAUAUAUACACAUGCACAUCACAUCGCUCUCCUGUGGAGUUAAUGUGAAUUUAAAGAAAAAUGGAAUUGCAACUACAAUCAUAUCUAAAAGAACAUUCAUUCAUAGUGAGGGUUUACAAAAGCCACUAAAAGAAGAAAGUAAAUGAUGAAAAUGCAAAGGAUUAUCAUUUUGGGGUUAUUUUUGUUUUAAAAUUUUUAGUACUACUUUUGAAAUAAAUUGUUUUUAUUACUGUUCUCUGUGAUUGAAAAGUCAUCUAAUAGCAAUAUAGAGGCUACUUUUUAAUUGCUGGCAAACAGCUUUAAGUGCACUUUCUUUGAUUAUUCUUCCAUUUUUGUUAAACUUGAAUUUCUGAAGCCUUUUAUGUACCACUAAGCCAAUAAUUUUACCUUUAAAUAAACCCGAUUUACAUCUUUAUGUAUUUCUAAUUGUUGUAAAAUGUACUUGCUAAAGUAUCUUUAGUCUUAAAAUACAGCUGGGAAACUUGAGAUGGAAUCAGUUGCUUUUCCCCCAAAACCUAAUGAAGCACUAAUUUUAUUACUUUAUUUUCUUUACAUUGCUUAUUCUUGAAUUCUGUCCCUGAUUCACUUUGUUUGAAAUUUAAAGUUAUUUUCUUACUGUAUUUAUCAUACUUGUUUUAAUAAUCUGCUUUCUUUAAAUGCAAUAAAUCCCCAAUGGAUUGCCUAUUCUUUAUAA
Cavia porcellus (domestic guinea pig) is the source of this 9188-nucleotide messenger RNA. It is a transcript of the gene Bmp2k, whose product is annotated as BMP2 inducible kinase. Gene Ontology annotation, molecular function: ATP binding; protein kinase activity. Gene Ontology annotation, biological process: protein phosphorylation. Lineage: Eukaryota; Metazoa; Chordata; Mammalia; Rodentia; Caviidae. The transcript has 16 exons. The coding region runs from base 2039 to 5191 and encodes 1050 amino acids. The record is from RefSeq and is a predicted model, not a curated record.